AUGGAGUGUCCAAAUUGUAGGAACAUUGAACAAGGUCAAUGGUUGUAUGCAAGUGGCCCUCUAGAUCAAGAUAUCAUUGCUGAAGAGUAUGAAGAUGAAGAACAAGAGCAAGAUGAAAUUGAUCUCGGAUCCUUUCCUGACAUGCUUCCAUCGAUCAUGCCCAGAAGUAGUUUACAUGCACCACUCGACCGUGGUCCAACUGUGUUCCCAUAUGGUCCGAGACAAUUUGGUGGAAAUGGAAUANCCACAAAUCCUUGGUUACCUCCAUAUGGUCCGAACCAGUUCCUUUACGAUGGCUUCAUGAACUUCGAUGAAUUCAUAAGACGUGAUCUUACCUUGGAGAAUAUAAUUUUACAAAAUCGGUUAGAUCAAAACGUGGCCCUUCUUGCUGCUCAUGAACGUAACUUACACCCUAGUAUGGGGAGUUAUGGUGGUGGCGAAAGCAGCCGUAGUGGAGACCGAAGGAGAGACGGAGGCGGAGGAAGUGGCAACGGCGGGGAUACCAGUAAUUGUGGUAGAAGUGGCUGA
Messenger RNA from Arabis nemorensis, 528 nucleotides. Lineage: Eukaryota; Viridiplantae; Streptophyta; Magnoliopsida; Brassicales; Brassicaceae. The record is from the annotation of a GenBank genome assembly.